GUGAUGUGAUGUGAUGUUUGAGUGACAGUGAUCAUCAUGCUGCCGGCGUUCCGUCGGCUGCUGGCGGCCGCUGCGGUGUUUGGCGCCACUAUCGCUAUGGCUGCUAAGAAUGUACCGAUGACGCAAGUGGUGGCGGUGUCUGGAGAGCCAGUGUACUUACCCUGCGACAUCGCGACCCAAGACGAAGAAGAUGCGGUUCUACUUGUUCUGUGGUACAGGGAAGAUCUAGGCACGCCUAUAUACAGCGUGGACGCCAGAGAACGAGAUUUUGGAGUAGCAGAGCGGUGGUCUGACGAGAGUGUAUUUGCGUCCAGAGCCUAUUUCCUGCCAGAGAGAAGGCCCGCUGAACUCGGCGUGGACCGCGUCAGGGCUACAGACCAAGGAGUUUAUAGAUGUAGAGUAGACUUCAAACAAGCCCAAACUAGGAAUUCAAGAGUCAAUCUCACUGUUAUUGUGCCUCCUACUAAAAUGGUAAUCACGGACGACAAAGGUGAUAUCAAGCAGGCUAUUGUGGGACCAUACAUCGAAGGAGAUACGUUUUCACUUACAUGUGACGUCACCGGAGCACGACCUCGACCGUGGGUGAAGUGGUACAGAGACGAGGUAGAAACCGACACACCAGCUUCUCCGCUAUCAGGGAAUGGAGUUCGAGGAGUUCUCAGGGUAGGACCACUUACGAGAGCAGAUGUAAGAGCAGCAUUCACCUGCCGCGCGUCCAAUCAUCCAAGAGCGCAUCCUGUUGAAACAACUCUCACUUUAGAUAUGAAUUUUCCUCCACUAACAGUCCACAUACUGGGCUCCAAUCAACCGCUCUCGGCGAGCAGAAGAUAUGACCUGCUUUGUCAAAGUUCAGGAUCCAGGCCACCCGCCUCUAUUACCUGGUGGAAAAACGGACAAAGAAUCAACAACGCCAAAGAAACGCUGUCAACGGAUGGCAACACGACUACUUCUACAGUGUCCUUGCAGCUGACGAAAGCAGAUGCCGGAGCCAAGUUAGCCUGCAGGGCUUCCAAUCCCCAAAUGCCUUCUGUUCCACCAUUGGAAGAUGACUGGAUGUUGGAUAUACAGUAUGUUCCCGAAACAGUAGUCCGGUUAGGCACAAAUUUAGAUCCCAAGAACAUUCGAGAAGGAUCUGACGUCUAUUUCGAUUGCGUUAUCAACGCACACCCUUAUGUCUACAAAGUGGAAUGGAGACACAAUGGAAAGCCACUGGUCCACAACGUAGGUCACGGAAUCAUCAUCAGCAAUCAAUCCCUGGUUCUCCAAGGUGUGGGAAGACGUACAGCUGGCAACUACACCUGCGUCGGCUUCAAUGCUGAAGGAGAUGGAGAAAGCAAGCCGUUCUCAUUGGAUGUGUUAUAUGCGCCGACCUGCCGAAGCUCACAGCAAAGGGUUCAUGGAGUUGCGAAGCAAGAACGUGCCCACAUAACCUGUCACGUCGAUGCGAACCCACCUGAAGUCACUUUCCGGUGGACCUUCAACAACACAGCCAACAGCAACGAGGUCAGCGACUCCUACGUGUCCCGCGCGGGUACCAGCUCCACCGUGACCUAUACUCCUCACACCGAAAUGGACUACGGGACCCUGCUUUGCUGGGCCCACAACAGGAUCGGGAAGCAACGAGUGCCCUGCGUCUACCAUAUCAUUGCUGCCGGCCGACCCGACCAAGUCCACAACUGCACGGUGGUGAACGCAUCAUUAACCUCGUUCGGGGUUCGAUGCUCGGAGGGCUUUAACGGCGGCCUCCCGCAAUCCUUCCUGUUGGAAGUCCGGGAAAUCAUUACCCAGGAAAUCGUCGCAAAUGUUUCAAGCGCAGUACCACGUUUUACCGCAGUCGGUCUCGCGCCUGGCAGGACAUAUGCCGCAGCUAUUUUAGCUUAUAACGCUAAGGGUAGGGGAGAUCCUUACCCUUUACGAGCGAGCACGCUGAGGCCGCCAGAAAAACAUCACGUGCAUGACAAAAGUUUAGAUCUACCAAGAACAGCCUUCCAAAUGUCAGGAGCGAUGUCCGCCGCUGUGGGCGGUGGCGGAAUCAUCAUGGUCAUUCUGGUGAUCUUCAUGAUUGGCGUGAAGCAUCGUUGCGCAAAACGCAAGCCUAGGUCUGCUGCUCCACAAUCGCAACCGGCGUCCCCGGACAAACUCAGAGAGAAGGACGACAGUGAGAGCGACGACAGGAACCCUGAUAUAAUACCCUCGGAUACAGAUCAGAUGCAGAUGGAUUACUACCGUCAGCAGCAAGUGUCGACGAUCUCCCCCCCGCUGGGGCGUACGCGCGGCAGCGUGGCGGGCGUGCGGGCGCUACCUGCGUACUGCGCGCUACGGACGGCGCCUCCGCAUCCGAUGCACGAACAAAACAACUCGACGUCGGGAAUCCCGCCGCCCGCGCGGUUCGCGAGCGGGUCGUGCACGCUGCCGCGGGGCGCGGGGGCGGGAUCGGGCGCGGGCGCGGGAUCCGUGAUCCCGCUGCAGCACCUGCGCACGCUACCCCGCCCGCUUCCCGCACCGGCGCCCACCCCGCGCCUCCCGCCCCGCGACACCCCGCUCUGACAGACCACGCAACUCUAGGUGCAAUAUGAACUGCUCAAAACUCACAACGUGGUUACCUUCAGACAGCUUCUGGUAGCUUACUUCGGUAUUUCAAGAAAAUGUUUUAUAUAGCACUGUUGUUAUCUUAGAGCAAGUUAAUUAAGCAUGUUUUCGACACAAAAUCUUCUGCGACCAUUGUUAAUUCGUGUGAUGAUCGUCUCGAACUGUUUACGUCAUGUUAAAUAAUGUGUUUUAUGACAAGCGAUAAUAACGAAAUAUUUUAACUGGCAAUACUACACUUACCAAAGAGCGUUAUUCUUAUAUUCCCAACUGUCUA
Bombyx mandarina (wild silkworm) is the source of this 2863-nucleotide messenger RNA. It is a transcript of the gene side-VII, whose product is annotated as sidestep VII transmembrane protein. Lineage: Eukaryota; Metazoa; Arthropoda; Insecta; Lepidoptera; Bombycidae. Gene Ontology annotation, molecular function: protein binding. The record is from RefSeq and is a predicted model, not a curated record.